Helianthus annuus (common sunflower) is the source of this 1620-nucleotide messenger RNA. Its product is annotated as RGG repeats nuclear RNA binding protein A. Gene Ontology annotation, molecular function: RNA binding. The transcript is spliced from 7 exons. NCBI's taxonomy places the organism in Eukaryota, Viridiplantae, Streptophyta, Magnoliopsida, Asterales, Asteraceae. Gene Ontology annotation, cellular component: cytoplasm; nucleus. The record is from RefSeq and is a predicted model, not a curated record. Bases 231 to 1325 code for a protein of 364 amino acids.
AAUAAAUUGGGGAUUUUGAGAUAAACUUCGUAUCUUUUUCUUUCUCAAUACCAUCUCACUCUGCAUUGCGGCUAGGGUUUCACCAAACCCUCUCUCUCCCACUUUCUCUCACUAAAUUCACCCUUCUUCUCAAUCAAACAUGUCAAAUUCCAACUGGAAUUAACUUCUUAUCACUUGCAAAACACUAAUUUUCAUCCAAGGGUUCUUUACCGCCACAAGAAAUCACAGAAAUGGCCACCGCCAACCCUUUCGAUUUGCUCGGAGACGACGAUAACGAUGAUAUUUCACAGCUUGCUCAGAAGAUCGUUUCUGCACCGGUCAAGAAACCUCAAGCCGCUCCGGCUGCCGGUAAAACGGCGGCUCAGCCGGCUAAGCCUGCCGCCAAGCUUCCAUCCAAGCCUCUUCCUCCGGCUCAGGCCGUGAAAGAGGCCAAGAAUGAAGCCUUGCGUGGAGGACGUGGUGGUGGUCGUGGGUAUGGGCGGGGUCGUGGUGCUGGUGGGUUUAAUAGAGACUCAGGCAGCAAUGAGAAUUCAUUCGGUAACCGAGGUGCCAUUGAGGAGUCUGAUGGUGGGAAAGGCUAUGGGAGACAAGGUGGGGGUGGUUAUGGCGGUCCUCGUGGUGGUUUCCGAGGUGGUCGUCGCGGCGGAUUCAGUAAUGGAGAUGCGGAGGAUGGUGAUCGUCCACGCCGUCCUUAUGAACGCCGCAGUGGCACAGGCCGUGGGAAUGAAUUCAAGCGUGAGGGAUCAGGUCGUGGGAACUGGGGAAGCCAGGCUGAUGAAAUUACUCAUGAUACUGAAGAGGUGGUGAAUGAAGGCGAGAAAACGGUGGAAACUGACAAGCCGUUGACCGAGGAAGAGUCAAAAGAUGAGAAAAAGGAGAAUGUUGCAAACGAAUCUGAGGAGAAGGAGCCUGAGGAUAAGGAGAUGACUCUUGAAGAAUAUCAGAAGGUUCUGGAGGAAAAGAGGAAAGCUCUAGAAGCACUUAAGACUGAAGAAAGGAAGGUGGAAGUCGACAAAGAGCUUGCAUCCAUGCAACAACUUUCCAACAAGAAGAGCAGUGAUGAGAUCUUCGUUAAACUGGGAACUGACAAGGAUAAGCGUAAAGAGAUUGCUGAGAAAGAAGAGAAAGCUAAGAAGUCUCUUAGCAUCAAUGAGUUCCUGAAACCUGCUGCUGGUGAAAAGAGUUACACUUCAGGUGGGCGUGGGCGUGGACGUGGUGGUCCAAGAGGUGGUGGACGGUACAACCAAGGUGGUUCAUCAAGCUAUGCGCCUGAAGCCCCAAAAAUUGAAGAUCCGAGCCACUUCCCUACUUUAGGUGGCAAGUGAGCUCACCUUUCUGACCUGUCAUCAUCUUUUCAACACUUGGCAAAAACAUACUAGAAUAAUGGAGUUCUAUGUAUUCUUAGAAGUGUACAUUUCUUUUGUUUUUCCAUGUGUGCCCUUGUAUGUGUGAAAGUCUUACUGUUUUAGAGGCGUGUUGGGUCUUUUCUUUUCUUGUUUUUUUUCUUUUUUUUGUUAUUAUCAUGUGGUUUAGAGAUUUUGGGGCUAUUAAUUGUUACCUUGAGAUACUUUUUUCCUCAGUUUUGUUCUGGAAUUAGAUGGAUGACAGUUUUAGUGUUUU